Messenger RNA from Closterium sp. NIES-67, 2083 nucleotides. The record is from the annotation of a GenBank genome assembly. NCBI's taxonomy places the organism in Eukaryota, Viridiplantae, Streptophyta, Zygnematophyceae, Desmidiales, Closteriaceae.
UUCCACACCACUUGCCGCACUAGUAGGUUCCUCGUUCCCCCAGACAGCUUGCGUUGUUGAGCUUUGCUCAGGCUGAAUAGUAGAAGCCGCCCCUGCGCAGUCCCGCUAAUUGUCUGCCUCAAGAACCCUCCAAACACUACUUUUAUACAGUAAGCUAUUUUGGAAGUCAGGAUCUCGAGUGUUGGAAACAGCCCCAUCAUCCGCGUCUUCUAGCUCGAUGAUAUUUAGAGCCACAGCACUUUCCCGCUGCAAAGAAUUAACGCCAUUUUUCAUUAACGAAAGAGGCUUUUUAUUUUUCCCCACAAAAGCUCUACGUCCAGUAGAAUGCGACGCUCUAGUAGCCCAUCGCAGCUUAUGGCUUCCUCGCGCGUUUCGCUGCUGCAGCUGCUGCCACUGCUGCUGCCGCUAUUUCUCCUGCUAGCGGGUUCGGCGGAAGGCGGCAGUUUUUCGAAUCAGGUGUCGAAGCAGGUCCGCGAUUUUUUCAACCAGAUCUCGAAAGUGUGGAACCAAGGCGGCAACGCGGCGUCUCUGUUCGUCUGCCUCAACUCCACGCUGCCCGGCUACAUAUCAUCCUACAAGCUUUCUGACGGCCUCACCAUCCACUGGGUUCCCGCCAAAAACACGUCGGAGCUCCAAAUCGCCGUCGAAGCGCGACGGCUCGCCGUCGCAGACUCCUCCUCCUCCUCGCCGGACAAUCAGACGACGUCGCAGGCGCUCCCCGGAAAGGGCUGGUUCGCCGUGGGGUGGUCGCAGACGGGAGCGAUGUAUCCUGGCGACGCGGUGGUUGGUAACCAGCAGCGCACGCUAGUCGCCGGGUAUAGCAUGACCGGGCACGAGGCGAGCGCGGUUCGGCGGACGAACGACAUGCAGCUGGGGAAGACGAGCCUGUCGCGCAGCGGGAGCUCCGUUAUAAUGAAGUUCUCUCGUUUUGAGGACAACGCUGGAGUCGUGCCCUUCAGUAUAAGGGGCUACGGUAUAAUCACAUGGGCAUAUGCAGCGGACGGCACCAAAGUCCUCGGCUCACACGACAGCAACAGGGGAUUCGCAGAGGUGGACUUCUCCUGUGACGCUGCUGCUCCCCCGCCUCCUCCCCGCCCCUCCUCCUCGUCGCCCGGCCAGAACUGCAAGAAGUCUGCACUAGACGGAUACCAGUACCAAGCGAGUCUCCAGGGCAGCAGCCUUCUGCUGCACUGGAAGGCAGCUGUUGGGAAGGAAGUGGAGAUGGCAGUAGAGGCGAAGGCAGGGAGUGCAGCGAGCGACGGGUGGAUGUCCCUAGCUUGGAGCAGCUCUAGCGGCCGCAUGGUGCCUUCUGAUGCUGUUGCCGGGAACCUUCCCAACGGGGAGAUAUACGCUUACAAGGUGUCGGGGUACUCGACUGGGUCGGUGAAGCGAGGCGGGUUUGAGAUCGGGAGCCAAGCGAGCACCAAGACAGAAGGAGGGUCGAUCGUCAUGAGAUUCACUCGCACAGACAACACUGGAUGGUCCAACCAGUUCAGGCUCUCUGGCAAGAACAGCCUCAUCUGGGCUUACUCCUCCUCAGGAUCCAACACACUGGGGUCACACGGAGGCAACUAUGGCCGUCUCUCUGUUGACUUCUCCUGCCGCACCGCACCUGCUGCGGGCCGCUCCAACUUCUGGUGGUGGCCCAGACGGUUCGGGAGAGGAGGGGGGGGUGGUGGUGGGGAUGAUGAUUAGAGGAAGUCAGGUGACUUGCAGGUGAAGUGAGAUGACUUGCCAACUGACUCAAAGGGCACCGCCCGCUACACCCCGCUCCAGCUUCUGGUGGGCCAGACGGUCUGGUGGGAGGAGAGAGGAGAGGGACGGAGAGUAGGAGUGAGGAGGAAGGUGGAGGGAGGGGGGGGUUUCAACUGACUCAAGUUGCACCCCACCCCAACUCCUGGUGGUGGCUGAAGCAGUUUGGGGGAGGAGGAUGGGGGAUGAUUGGAGGCCGUCGAAGGUUGAAGGAGAGAAGGGGGGUUGACUUAGGUUGACUAGGAGAGUUGGUUCCUGGCCAACAAAUAGCAGCGCCUGUAUAGGAGGAGUAACUAGUUUUCGUUCUUUCUUUCCAGCAUGAUACACAGCU